This is a messenger RNA of Misgurnus anguillicaudatus (oriental weatherfish), 2491 nucleotides long. RefSeq names its product polypeptide N-acetylgalactosaminyltransferase 6. Gene Ontology annotation, biological process: protein O-linked glycosylation. Gene Ontology annotation, molecular function: polypeptide N-acetylgalactosaminyltransferase activity. The record is from RefSeq and is a predicted model, not a curated record. Lineage: Eukaryota; Metazoa; Chordata; Actinopteri; Cypriniformes; Cobitidae. Gene Ontology annotation, cellular component: Golgi apparatus.
AAGUCGAACAAGCCUAUGUAGAGGAAAUGAACCGAUCAUGUUCACCUGACAUGCAUGACACUGAUCUGUUGAAAUACGACAUGAAAUACGAAAUUUAAUACAAAAUAUAUUAUCUAAAGUCCGAAAAGUACAAAUCAACUCUCAAUUGAAUACAGGAUGCGCAUAAGAAGUCCUACAUGUGCACUUCCCGUAAAAUUAAGUUUCUUGGGACUGACCCUUUUCCUCUCAAUGCUAUGGGCAUUACAGCAAGAUCCAGGGGUGUGGAGGUCCACCAGCUUGUUGAAAGGUCUUUCCCUAAAGCCAAGAUACAGAAGCAGCGAAGUUUGGAAUUCAAGCAGCAUUCCGGUGAAUAUCACUGCACCACUCGUGGAUGAAGGGAUUUUGGCAUUAUCUGAGGGUGUCAGGUGUCCCUCUGGGUUCUACAGCCCGGAGGAACUCAAGCCGCACAUAGAAAGACCUCUUGAAGAUCCCAAAGGACCUGGGGCUGAUGGAAACCCCUUUAUUACUGGCAUGUUGUCUCCUGCUGAGCUGAAGGAACAGCAGGAAGGUUUGGUUCGGAACAGCUUCAACCAGUAUGCCAGUGAUCGUAUAUCCAUCCACCGUGGUCUUGGGGCUGACACAAGGCCGCCGGAAUGCAUUGAGCAAAAGUUCAGUCGAUGUCCGCAGUUACCCACUACGAGUGUGAUUAUUGUGUUUCACAAUGAGGCGUGGUCCACCCUCCUCCGUACGGUUUACAGCGUUUUGCAUACGUCGCCUGCUGUACUGCUCAAAGAAAUUAUACUGGUGGAUGAUGCAAGUACUCAAGAUCAUCUAAAAGCCCCAUUAGACCAGUACGUCCAGACUUUUGGUAUUGUGCGUGUUCUGCGACAGCAUGAGAGGAGAGGUCUUAUCGCUGCUAGACUGUUGGGUGCACGGGAGGCUGGAGGGGAAGUGCUUGUCUUCCUGGAUUCUCACUGUGAAUGUUUUUAUGGUUGGUUGGAACCUUUGUUGGCUCGGUUAGUUCAGGAACCUACCACAGUCGUGAGUCCAAACAUCGCUGUCAUCAACAACAACAAUUUACAGUUUAUGAAGCCGGCGCCCUCGGGCCGUACACACUCCCGUGGGAACUUUAACUGGGUCCUGAGUUUUGGUUGGGAAACCAUACCAGAAAACGAAAGAGUGAAACUCAAAGAUGAGACAUAUCCUGUCAGGACACCAGCCUUUGCUGGUGGGCUUUUUGCCAUUUACAAGCAGUUCUUUGAACACAUCGGUACUUAUGAUGACAAAAUGGAAUUUUGGGGAGGAGAGAACAUAGAAAUGGCUUUUAGGGUAUGGUUGUGUAGUGGAAGUCUGGAGAUCAUUCCCUGUUCUGUGGUCGGCCAUAUAUUUCGCACUAAAAAUCCCCAUUCCUUCCCGAAAGGUUUGGAUGUCAUCACGCGCAACCAGGUUCGCCUCGCAGAAGUCUGGAUGGACGACUACAAGAAGAUUUUCUACAACAGAAAUAAGAAAGCGGCCACCAUUGCAAAAGAGAAAUCGUAUGGGGACAUUAGCGAGCGCCUGAAACUCAAAGAGCACCUGCACUGCAAAAAUUUCUCUUGGUAUCUGGAAAACAUUUACUCCGAGGCAUUUGUGCCUGAUUUAAAUCCUGUGAUGUUUGGAUCGUUAAAGAACAUUGCCACAAGCAGUUGUCUUGAUAUCGGUGAGAAGAAUCCUGGAGGGAAGUCUGUGAUUUUAUUUCUUUGUCACAACAUGGGAAUAAAUCAGUAUUUUGAGUACACAUCUCAUCAGGAGCUAAGGCACAAUAUUAAUAAGCAGCUGUGUCUGCAUGCGACAAUCGAGCCUGAACCCGUGCGGGUAGAGCCGUGCAACUUUAAGGGUGUUGGAACAGAUCCAGCUCCACAGCAGAUAUGGAGUCUUAUUCUCACCUUACCAAAGAUAUAUCUUCUCCACAAUGAUUUGUUUAAUAAAUGUUUAAUGGUGCAGAAGGGCAAUGUCAUCAUGAAGAGCUGUAACCCACCUGAUGUUUAUCAGCAAUGGGCCUUCAGCUGAUCUGAAAGUUCAUUUCAUUUGAGCUCAUCAGAUUACCUCACUUGUGUCUGAAAUGAUUGCACAAAACAGGAUUGAAAAAUUACUGACCAAUGCAUAGUUACACAAACGUUGCAUUAUUCUUUUGCACUAAUGUACAUUUAAAUUAGCAUGUAAUGUGCAUGACAUUAGCGUGUCUUGUUUCGUUUAAUAAUUGAGGACUUGAUUUGAUGCAGUGUUUGUUGAAUGUUUGCAUACUUUUAGUAACACUUAAUAUUUUUUGUGCAUUGAACAUUUACGGAAAGCACUAUUUCAAACAAUGUUUCCUGAAUUUGUUUAUUAAACCUUCACCCAUGUUUAAAAAAAUUAUCAUUACUAUAUGAUUGUGAAGCAUGUAAUUAAUGUAUUUAUUGUAAAAUUCUUAAUAAAAUGUAAAGUCUUUUUCUAAACAACGUGUCACGACUGGUUAUGACAAAAAGUGAUUGGA